CGGGCUCUUCCGUGAGGGGAUCGAAGGUCCGGGCGCGAACUACGAGAUGUCAAACGGCGUACGGCCUUUUUACCAUGUAACCCGCAGAACCCCUUGGGUAAGUACAUAUUUUAGAACUUUUGCGCAUCUUCUGAUCUACUGUCCAGGUCGCUGCUACACCCGUGAGGUUCUCGAGGCCUAUAUGGGGUUCUGUCAAAAGCACAAUCUCCAUCUCAUAACCGACGAGAGCUAUGCUCUCUCCACCUGAAAGAACCCAGAUUUCCCGAUUGCCCUGGUUUCGAAUCCGUCCUUUCCAUCAAGAAAGACGGUCUAAUUGACCCAAGCCUCGUGCAUGUUCUGUGGGGAAUGAGCAAGGUACGAAGUCCGCUUCUCCAGAUUUGAUCGGAUAUA
Messenger RNA from Aspergillus versicolor CBS 583.65, 390 nucleotides. RefSeq lists its product as uncharacterized. The record is from RefSeq and is a predicted model, not a curated record. Lineage: Eukaryota; Fungi; Ascomycota; Eurotiomycetes; Eurotiales; Aspergillaceae. Bases 47 to 247 code for a protein of 66 amino acids. The transcript has a single exon.